CUUGCCUCCUCCCCUCGCCACCGCGUCACCCCGCGCGCGCCUACCACUAUGGGCCGCCGUUUACGAGCGCCGCGUAUUGACCUCGCGUCCUUGCUAGCGGAAGACAAUCCCCAGAUCGACCUCAAACUCGAAGCCUUCGAGAAGACGAACCGCGAUUUUGUCAAGGCCCUCGGCGAGCACAAGAUGCGGUACAUCACAGCUAUGGCGGAGCGGAGAGAGCAGGUGGAGGCGGAGAAGAAGCGGCUGGCGGAGAGGAUGCGGGCGGCGGAGGCGGAGACGAAUCAGUGCAAGUUGAAGGAGAUUGAGUUGUUGGCUGAGCUGGAGCGCGAGCAGGAGGAGAAGCGGGAGGCGGAGGUGGCGAUUGCGUCCGUGAAGCGGCAGGUGGAGUCCUUGAAAAAGAAGACCGUGGAGGAUGAGACAGAGGUGGAGAACGUACGCGCGAUGGCGGAGAACCUGCAACGAGAGAAGGAGAAGGAGCGCAACCUGCUGAAUGCUCAUGCCAUGUCCGUUAUGCCCUACCUCGAAGCCUGCGAACGGACCCUUGCGUGCGCUAUCGAAGGCGUGAAGGGCGCAGCAGGCGCGGAACCCAUUCUCAUCCGAUUCUGGGAGAUACAACCCUCGGAUCCUGGGCGAGAGUUUCGCUUCGUGCUGGACGUGUCCAGUACGCCGUUCAAAGUCCCCACCUCCACCCCGCCAUUACCCACCCUGCCUAUACUCCUAGACCGGCUAAAUAAGACGCAGGAUAUCUACGGCUUCAUCAUCUCGGUGCGCCAGGCCUUCGUUGACCUCGUCGCGACUCGGACAUGAUCUCUGGGUUGGUCCGUCCAUGUGUCUACGUAUCUCUCUUGCUUCGGGUUUACUAUUGUACUGUGUAACACUAUUUUGUACCGCAGAUAUGCGUCAUGAUGAUACCUCGCGAUUAUCCUAUCUUCAUUCU
Molecule: messenger RNA, 937 nt
Organism: Schizophyllum commune H4-8
Lineage: Eukaryota; Fungi; Basidiomycota; Agaricomycetes; Agaricales; Schizophyllaceae
Exons: 4
Coding region: 49-807 (252 amino acids)
Biological process (GO): chromosome segregation
Cellular component (GO): Ndc80 complex
Source: RefSeq, a predicted model, not a curated record